GCCGCGAAUAUUCUUGUAUUGGGAGCCUUGGGCUUUUUAGAGUCACCCCAAAGGUUAGUGGGGUGCUCUACGGGAGCCUGUUUAAGAGUCUGGAGUCCUUAGUCUAGGUUUGUGAAAGAUCUUCCAGAAGCGAGAUCUAUUCAAUUCUGAAGAAAUAACUCAGGAAGGCUUUCAGAAACUCCUUCCCGCUGGACCUCACGGGACUCUCCUGGACUCGGUGGGUUGAGGUUUGAUCCUCUUUGCAGGCCAGGGGAUGGAUUAGGUGACCCCAGAGGAGCCCUGCUGACACCUGGAUUCCAGCUGCUUUCGUGGCCAUGUGGGGGUGGCUGUGUGUGCCCCGCCACUGCGUGCGUGGGUGUCUGUGUGUGUUAUCGGUGGGAGGCGCGUGAGUGUGGCCGCGGGUGGGUGUGUCUGAUGUGCCCCGGCUUGGGGCCGCGCCCGCUGCGCCCACUUGUGGCUCCUGGGAGCCGCCAGGGGGAACCGCGCCUUCACCGCCUCUGCCGAGGACGCCGCCAGAUAGGAGGCUGAUGACAUGAGGGCUCCGUCUCCCGAGUGAUGGCAGCGCGCGCUGCUUCGCCGCCUCCGCCGCUCAGCCCCGGACUCCUUACGUCAGGGUAGCUGGGUCCCCCCUCCGCGCGGGAGCCAGCGAACAGCGAGAGAGCACAGCAGAGCGCGCCGCGGAGCCAGGGCGCCCUCACUGCGCGAGGAGCCCCACUAAACCCAGCGGAGCGGAGCCUGGCAGGAGGCAGCGCCGCGGAGCCAGCGCCGGACGCCGCAAGCAGACUCCCCGGCCAGCGCAAGCACUCCCUGGCCGGCGCCGGACCCUCGGGGCGCCGGAUUCGUCUUGUGUGCCCCACGUCAUGCGCGCAGGCGUCCGCGGCUCUCCCGACCAGCCCCAGCGCGGUGGGCCCAGGCGCAGAGGUCCCGGCGCCUCUCGCUGAAGUAGUUGGGUGGCCGGGGCUGGGGGUCGCCACGUCGGGGGCGCGGCCAGGACCCGCGGAGCCGGCCCCCGAGCGCGGGGAGCGGGGCCGCCCGCGCCGCCCCACCAUUACCUCCCCGGGCGGCAAGGAGGAGCUGGUGGCGGUCGCCUCCCGGCUGUGGCAGCGGCGGCGGCGUGCCUGCCUGGCGGCCGUCGGCGUACUCUUGGCCAUGGCGCUCGGGCUGCUCAUCGCCGUGCCGCUGCUGCUGCAGGCGGCGCCCCGAGGCGCCGCGCACUAUGAGAUGAUGGGCACCUGCCGCAUGAUCUGCGACCCUUACACUGCCGCGCCCGGCGGGGAGCCCGCGGGUGCAAAGGCGCAGCCACCCGGACCCAGCACCGCCGCCCUGGAAGUCAUGCAGGACCUCAGCGCCAACCCUCCUCCUCCUUUCAUCCAGGGACCCAAGGGCGACCCGGGGCGACCGGGCAAGCCAGGGCCGCGGGGGCCCCCUGGAGAGCCGGGCCCGCCUGGACCCAGGGGUCCUCCGGGAGAAAAGGGCGACUCGGGGCGGCCCGGGCUGCCAGGGCUGCAACUGACGGCGGGCACGGCCAGCGGCGUCGGGGUGGUGGGCGGCGGGGCCGGGGUAGGUGGCGAUUCCGAGGGUGAAGUGACCAGUGCGCUGAGCGCCACCUUCAGCGGCCCCAAGAUCGCCUUCUAUGUGGGUCUCAAGAGCCCCCACGAAGGCUAUGAGGUGCUGAAGUUCGACGACGUGGUCACCAACCUCGGCAAUCACUAUGACCCCACCACGGGCAAGUUCAGCUGCCAGGUGCGCGGCAUCUACUUCUUCACCUACCACAUCCUCAUGCGCGGCGGCGACGGCACCAGCAUGUGGGCGGACCUCUGCAAGAACGGGCAGGUCCGGGCCAGCGCCAUUGCACAGGACGCCGACCAGAACUACGACUACGCCAGUAACAGCGUGGUGCUGCACUUGGAUUCAGGGGACGAAGUGUAUGUGAAGCUGGAUGGCGGGAAGGCUCACGGAGGCAAUAAUAACAAGUACAGCACGUUCUCGGGCUUUCUUCUGUACCCGGAUUAGGGGCGCGGGGGGUGCGAGGCGGGGUGGCUGCAGGCCGCCCGGUCUCCGCCCGGGCGCGGCUCCUUGGCAAAGGCCACUCUCGAUUCAUAACACUUCCUGACAUCUCCUUUGGAAAAGACAAAUCCCUGCCUCCUCCCUGCCCCGCUCCUGGCCUCAGUGCGUCUGCGACCCACCACGCUCAGGGCUGUGCUCCUGGUCUCCAUCCCCAUCCCGGCGAGGGAGGAAGGGACGCCCGAGCCCUUGAGGCGGCGGCACAGACUUUGCAAACCUGAUUAGACUGGACAGGCAGGGCCGGGAGCCUGCCCUCCUCAGACAGCCUCCUCCCAGUGCCUAGAAGCGGAGGGCUCCGGGCCCUGGCCAGGGAGGUAGGCCAGAGGGAGCGCGGGCUUCCUGGGGCGUCCUUCUUUGUGACCCGAAAUACUUGUGCAGAUUUCCCUGUCCAUCAGCCAAAACCCCACCCACAGCAGAAUUCCAGCAAACAGAAAAUUCACCUCUCCACACCGCAUUCCCUCCUGACUCAGACUCACCGCGAUGCAUUAAAUUAUGUUUUUAGACUAUGCGCUCUGUUGUCUGUAUGUCGGCACAUCCUGGACCAGGGCUCCAGAUGUCCGCCUUGGCAUAAUGACCUUACCUGGGCCCAGGAUAGGCCCAUCUAUGACCUGCUCCCCAGCCGCUGCUAUGUCCCUGCCACCAGAAGUUGCCGAAAAGACAUGGGGUAAUGGGAGCUGCAUCCCGCCCUUCCCAGAAGCUCUCCCCAGGCUGCAGCCCUGAGCUGGAGAGGCCGGAGGUGGGGUUGGGAGGAGGGGAGGAGGCGGGGAAAGGCAUCAGGGAGAGUUAGAGGAAAGCAGGAGAGGAAUGAUUGGGUCUCCAGUCUUGGGCAACUUGGGCAACUUAGUCCUCCCGGAGUUGUGGGUGGAGGUCAGAGGGGAGGGGCUUCUGGGGAAGGAAGGGGAAGAGAAGGCAUCUAUGGGAAAUGGGAGGCGUGAGUGACACUUGCCGGGGAGCGAUCUGUAGGAUGUUGGGCUCCUAAAAGGAAGUGCAGAAGUCCCUGGCAGACACACACCCACUCGAGCGGAUGGUUCACGAAGCACAGGCCUGUUUACUCACAGCCGCCAGGGCCACCGCUCUCCAGAGAGCUGGUAAACUGAGGCAAUUCCACGGAUCAUCCAGCUUGCUGAACUUCCCCAGGGCUGUGUGGUGAGGUGGACACCAUUCCUUGGGGAGGGACGCCUCUUUCCUGCGGGCUUCCCUUCCCUUAUGCAUGCGAUUUGGGGUGCCUGCUCUGAACCUGAGUGUGUGUGUUUGGUGUCCCAUCAGCAUUCUACACACACACAAGUUAGGAAAACACCCCGCAUGGUUUUGAUUUUUUUCUUUUUACUUUUUUUUUGUUGUCAGAUCACUGAGUUACAACAAAGUUAUGUACAAAAUAACCAGUCAGCUACCAGCAACCUGUUAGUGCUUACUGAGGUCAUUUUUACGGGUUGUGUGAAAAGAAAUGUGUGAGUAUGCACAAAAAGGCAACCCCAGGGUGUGUGUAUCUGUGUAAAGCUGGAGAUUAUGUGUGUGUGUGUGUGUGUAUCUCCUAUGUGGAUAUAAUGUUGUGAUUGUCCUCACGUAAUCCACAUUACACAUGUACACACACUUAUAUUCAUAAGUCCAUGUCAGUGUGGUAUGUGACAAUGUUCAUGCUGCAUUUCUGGCCCCAAAUUGCUUUGUGCUCGACUUUAGUUCCUGGAGAAUGCUGAAAGCUGUGAUUCCCAUUUAAAAGACAAUUAUACCCCCUGCCUUGAGUCCUGUUGCUGUCGCUAUUCCUUUUUGCUCUUAUUUUGUUUGAAUAAUGUUUUAUUGUCAUUCUUUUCAAUAUGAGCAAUGAUUAUGUCUGCUUUGAGUCCAGGGAUAAAGUACUCAAAGAGAAUGGGAGGAAACACAUAUAUACAUACUGCCAUCUCCUCGCCCAGUUCCAGACCUAGUAAUCCCAACCCCAAUUCCCCACCCUACCCCACUCCUGCUGAUUGUGGAUCCCUAACUCAGCUGAGGCCAGGAACUGGGAAGGGCAGAGUCAGGCCCAUCUACAGUUGCAUAGGUAUCAAUUUCUGAUGCUUUGUUGAUUGUAUCAUCCAGAAAUAUGAUUAAAACCAAAUGUCUGAGACCCAAAUGAAGUCUAAUUGCUAUGGAUCUGCAAUCCCCAGCGGGCACCUAAUCCUUUUUGACUUAUUCCUCCCCUUCCUCCGAUGAGAUGGAGCUUAGACACAAAGCCCUUAGUUUAAAUUUCAAAAAUUAAAAUUGACAUGCAGUGGUGGCUUUCCUGGGAGCAGGAGGAAUUUCUAAGGAGGUGCCUGAACCCAGCUUUAUCCUCUGCAUUAAGAAGCAAUUUGUACUUCUAACAAAACCCCUGCCACUCCCCUUUGGCAGAAGGGCAGUGGAGAUGCCUUGCCUGGGUCUGACUGUUCACAAUACUUAGACAAAUUUGAAUCUGAGAUUCCUCCAUCUGUAUUCCCUGGUGCAGCCGGGGCUUCUUGCAAUUCUAAUGCCCGGGCUGCCGGAGGUGCUGCCAGAGGUGUCAGCUGCUAAGAGGAUGAUGGAUUGAUGAGGCGGCGGAUGGGAGGUACGGCGUGGCAGGAGCUAGCAAGCUCAGGAACAAUCUCUCUGCAUAUGCACACCUUCCAGGUCCCAGGCAGGCACCUCAUGGCCCACCGAGGUCCAUGACACCAUCAUCUGUCCAGAGGACUCUAUUGGAAGGGGGCAGGGUGGAGUGGGGAGGAGGCUUCCCACCAUUGUCACUGUCAUGGUGCCAUCAGUCUUGGGGUGCAUGUGGAAUGCAAGAAACCCUUUGCGCCAGACACUUACCCUUGUCUCCAGUUGAGUAGGGACUUACUAUCAAUUAUAAUCAUAACAUAUUAGUUUAAUUUCCUAAUUGCUUUUGGGUUCCUUUUCUAAUUAUGUUCUUGGUUUGGGAUUAUCAUACUGGCAUCAUCCCAGAAGUUGGAGAGAUAUUAUUCUGCCCAUUUGGGAGGCAGAGAAACUGAGGCUUAGAGAGGUCCAUGACUUGCACAAGUGCACAAAGCUUAUAAGAGUCUGAGCUGCAACUUGAACUCAGACCUACAGACUUUGCCUCUGUUUGCUUGCACAGAAGGGGCAGGUCCAACUCCCAGGGUUCUCAGGCCUUUGAGAGGAGAGCACAUAGGUGGGGCACCCUUCCCACCCCUUCCUCUGAUAUAGGACACAGCAGCAUCCUCCAGAGGGUCAGAUGAGAACAGCCAGCUUCUUUGGCCCAGGCAGCCCCCCCCCAGAGAGCACCCCAGACAGAGGUUCCCACUCCUGAGGAAUUUGGCUGAAAAGCCUAGCCAGUGCUGAUGGCCCAUUGGGGCCUUACGACACCAACUCCAAAUGCUCCAUUCGGACCUGUCUGUCUUGACCAGCAACUCCCCUCCCCUCCAGUCCCCUCUCCUCAGGGCCUGCUGACCACUUUCUCUUAGAACAGCUCUCCCUUUUCUCCUCUGGGUGGCACUGGGGAGGGGGGCCAUCCUGCAGGUGUAGUUUAGUGAAGUGAGCAUUGGCUACCUCUGAUUGGUGGGAGAGCACUUCCCCAUUCCCAAAGCCAGCAUCUCUGCGACUAUCAUUCAGGACUGCCUAAGUGCAUGAGAUACACACCUGGCCCCGGAAAUCCCGAUAGAAGUUACGCCUUCUGCUACCUUUCUCUCCUAUCUGUGUGAGCAGAUGGCCCUUUUGGGCACCCCAGACAAAACAUCCAGGUCCCCCUCUGCAUCAGGCUGUGAUGCCACCAGAGGGGCCACUGCACAGACUCAUUGCUCCAGACUUCUCUGAUCAUACAGUUCUACUGGUUAAACAGUUUUUGAGCACUCACAACCAAUAUAUUUACUUAACUUACGAAUAAUUUUUGUAUACCAUUGUCAAUCUACACUUUUACAUUGUUCCAUCUUUUUGUAUUUAUGUUCAUCAAAGGACCUGCACAUUCAAGUCAGUAUCUAUGUUCCAGCUGGCUAACCAAGUUUGGAAACCAGUUUCUUUUCAUUGGAGCAAAAAAGACUAGGGUUAAUUCAAGGGCCGUUUCCCUUCAGCUUGCCAUUUCCCAGAAUCUUAGGCCUGAAGAGAUAUUCUUUUCUGAGUCACAGGUGAGCCUGAGUACUUUAAUUCUUGGAGUGCACAGUUUCAGUUUACGUUUUAAGAAUUUAUAAUGCAUGAUUCCUCUUACCUUUUUCAGACUGAAAAUAAAUAAAGCUAAAGUUCCCAGGUUUUCUUCUUACACCUGAUUUUGGAGACUGAUGUUGGCAUUGGUGCCAACUCAGUAUCAGGAUGGGCCCGGUGGGGCGGGGUCUCUCUGGGGCCCCUCUGAGUAUCAGGGGGGACAGACUAGGCAGAUGGAAAAGAGGAAUUUUGGGGGAAUGUUUUGGUCUCUUGUUAUUGCUAUAUUCGAAUUCCCCUCCAUGAAGGAGCAUAGAGCAUAGCAGCAGUUGCAGCACAUAAUAUGAGAAGUAGUUUAAAGCAUUUUAUCCUACUAAUUUCAAAAAUACACACCAGUACAUGGAAUAGUGUUAUGAGCCGCAUGGGUCUGUCAUCUGCUCAAUACUUACCUCUCCUGGCAAAGCAUAAAAAGCUGAAUUUUGAUUUUUAAAGACCUCAUCACGUGUUAGGAAUUGGUGCUAGGGCACAUUGUGUCCUCCCAACACCCCUGUGAAGUCGGUCUGACUAUUAGUCCCAUUUUACAGAUGAGGAAACUGAGAUUCAGAGAGGUGAAGUGACUUCCCCAAAGUAAGGGCCGGGACUGGUGCCAAGGUCUGUGUGACCCCAGAGCCCAGGCCCUUUAGGGAAUAUGGGUGGAGCAGGGAGGCGAGACCUUAAAAGACAAACCACAAUGAGGGUGCAUUUCUAGAAACAGGAUUCCCCAUCAAGCACUCUGUGGGUGCAGCCAGUGCCCAGGGGUUUUUCUGGAGGCCUUGAAAGGAAGUGCCCCCCUUUCCUAACAUUGCAAUCCAUUGGUUCCUGGCUUCUUGCUCUCCCUUUCUUACUGUUCUGUGUGCCAGUCAUGCUCUUUCCUCUACCUGGAACCCUCUUCUCCAGGUUAGCUCUCACUCUUUCAGGGCUCAGCUGGCACAUGAUUUCCAGUAGUCCCCCCACAGCCCUGGUGCUCCAUGGCUUCUCUUCUCCCCACCCUGGGGGCCAGAGAACCCUGCUGAGAGCUUCUCUGCAUGGCAGUUAUGACACUGUUGUAAUCCUGUGUCAGGUGGUCUGUCUUCCCCAUGGACUGUAGGCUUCACAAGGGCGCUACCUGGUGUCUGUGUGGGCCACCAGGGAAUAUUCUCUGCCCCCAGCACUUCUAAUGGUGCCUGGCACACAGUAGGUGCUCAAUAAAUAGUUUCAGAAUGGAUGGAUAGAGGGAUGGAGGCAUCCUGGGGGAUCUUGAGAAGGUAAAUCUUGAAAACAUUUUGACUUCACAAUGGGAUCAUAGGGGGUUGUCCCAGCAAGCUGAAUCACUGCUUUCUAACCAAUGAGUCUCCAUCUAUCCCCCACUGUCACCCCUAGCCCCGAGUUUUUAAGGUUGGGGUGAAAGGGGGCAGAUAUAUGUAAAGGUGCAUUUAUUACAAUCUUUGGGUCCCUGGUUACAUCUUUAGGAAUGACCAAAACCUUCUAGCUGACACAAGCUUAUGACCACUGCCAUACUGCAGCUUCUGGGCUGCUUUAGCCUCCCCCUUGGGGCCUUGGGGAUGACCCUCUGUAUUCUGGAGCUUCUUGGGCAGUAGCCUCAUUUCCAGUGGGGUCCCUUGGUUGGUGCUUUUGCUGUGAGGAUUCUUUCAUUUUCUUGAAACGAAAAACAUCUUUUGAAAAAUUGUUGACAUGAUAUGCAGUAGCAAAAAAUCCAAACAACAUAGAGAAAUAUAAAACAGCAAAAAUUCCCUCUCCCUUACUGCAAUCUCCUUCCCCAGAGACAAUUUGUUAACAGCUUGACUUGUAUUCUUUCAGACUUUUAGAAUGCCCAUAUGUGUGGCUCUGAACACGCAGAGUGUAAAAUUCUAAACACUGCUCCACACCUGGGUCCCCCUUCAUGCUUACUCUCGGACAACUCAGCGGUGCACGUAGAGCCCCUGUUUCUUUUGACCGAGGUGCAUUCAUUGUACUGUUGAUGAUGACCUUUAAUAGGAGGAACAAAUCUUCCACCACUGGGUCUGUGAGCUGCUUCCAGCAUUCCCUGGUCUAGUGGAGGAAGAGUCUGCUGAUAGCUUCCUCUUUCACUUAUGGGUUCUGCCCUCAUGUGGGAAAGUCCUACUUUAUUUCCAAAUCAGUAUAAACAAGGUCUUUAUCCAAUGUACAGAUGAUUCUGCCCUUGAUUUCUACCUUGUGGUAUAUUUCCUAUACUCAGUAGCCCCUCUUCUAGAACUGAGUAAAUUAAAGAAAGAUUGACUCCAGCCGGUCCAGUGUUGCCUCUGUUGGCACAGGGAGAAGGAAGGGCACUCCUGGGGGUUGUAUGUGUGUGGUGUGUGUGGGGUGGCUCCAGUUAGGGAGGAGCCCAGUAUGCUUGGAGAAUGAGGUAUCUACCCGCCACCCCACACUACACACCUGGCUGCUGCCUAUGUUGAAGCCUUGUUAAAGAUGCAAUUAUAUCCGAGGGAGGGUGGAGGCAGCCGGACGCAGGCACCCUGACCAUCCCCAGGAUUUCCUAGGAAGAGUGCUACCCUUGAUUUGGCUCUUGGGCGACUGGGAUUGGUAGAGCUGUGCUUCUUGAUGGUGUGUGUCUGCUUGCCCAGGAACUCAGCUCCCACUUGGCUCCUCAGCUGUGUCCCCAGGUCCCCAGGCCUGAGUUUUGCAGAAUGGCUCUGUUUCCCUCUUCUUUUCUCUCUUUACUUCCAGUUCCUGUGUCCGGGGCAGGGCUCUGAUGCCUCUUCCCUGCUGCACUGUGCCUGAUGGUGGGGGAAGGAGACAGGGAAGGGUGGGAUGUUCCGCUCCAAUGCGUGGUAACUCCAGGCCAGCUGAAGAGACUGACGCAGACACCAGGAUGCCAGGCCACACUGGUCAUCUGACGUGUGCCCUGCAACCAGACUGAGCAGUGGGCAGCAGCGGAGUGCACCAAAAUAGCCCAGCCCUUUAAAAUCAACCAGGUCACAAUGCAGAGUAAAGAGAGGAGACAAAAAGUGAUUUUAACCAUUUAAAAAAUUUGAGUUGAGUCCUUUAUCUGUGUUAUCUUGCUUAAUCUCAACAAUGGAGUAAAGUGAGAUGCAGCAAGUUAAAUAUCUCAACAGUUCUCUCGGUCACGCUGUGAGAGGAUCAAAACUGAGGCACGGGGAGGGCUAGUGAUUUGCUGAAGGUCACACAGCAAAGGAGAGCCUGAAGAUUGAAGCCCAGGUCUAUCUGACGUCAAAGGUCCUGCUUUUAGUAAUCCAAUUCUCUGUCUUCCCUACCAGCCUGCUGGUUAUCUGAGGCUUGUCAUAGAACCUCUCUGAGCCAUGGUUUCCUCUUCUUCUUUUUGUAGAGAUGAAAUCUUGCUAUGUUGCCUAAGCUGGCCUUGAACUCCUAGCCUUAAGCAAUCCUCCCACCUUGGUCUCCUAAGUUGUUGGGAUUACAGGCACGAACAACUGCACCUGGUACAGGGUUUCCUUUUCUGUAAAAUGCUGCCUAUUCUACAAGACUAAUGUGAAGAGUGAAUGAGCUAAUGGAUGUCAGCGAUGUCACCGGGAAGUGUUCCAUGAAAGUUAGUUGUCAUCAGCAUUUAAACAUUUAUUUUGAAAGAGUCACUUUGCCAACUACACCACCUGGCUACUUGUCUAAGCUACUGAUGUUUGGAGGAACUCAGCUAUGGUCUUUGAACUUGGUGGAUUCAAAUCCACCUUUACCAUGAACUAGCUCCGCAAUAAUUUAACAGAUUAUUUAACUUGCUGAACCUCUUUUUCCCCCAUCUAUAAAAUGGGAUCAGUCCUCCUACCACAUGGGUAAUUGGGAGAAUUAAUGAGAUGUCAUAAGAGUAUGAGAUACAGAGUAAGUGCUUGAGACCUGGGGUUAGUAUGUGGUGGUGGUAUUGAGAUAAUGAUGAGGGAUCUCUUCAUUUUCUCCUGAGCCGAUACAUUUCAGGAAUCAUCAAACUGAGACUUCUUGGAGUGAGAAAGGGCAGGAUUUUAGUGUCAGUAGCUGGCAUUUAUGAGCAUGCCUGUGUGUUAGGAGACACCAAGGGCAUUUUCCAAACAUGUCUACAGUCCUUUCAGUAACCCUGUGAGGUGAAGAUGAGUGAUAAUUGUACCCAUUUCACAGAUGAGGAAGUGAGAGGCCGUUUUCAAUGGUGGUUAUAUAUGUCACAGCCAGAAUUCAACCCAGUGCCCUUUCCACUGUUCAUGCCUUGGUCUCUCACCUACUUUAACACUGGUCCUCGCAGGUCCCAGUACGUGCUGGGAAUGCUUGUGCAACUUAAGACUGAUGACUGUGCAGAUCCUGUUGGGGGUCCCUUGUUAAAUCCCAGGCUAAUAAGCCCCUGAGUAAUUGGGCCUGGAGCUGUGACUAAGUCUCAGGGCUCUGCCACAUGAAUAUGCAAACUCCCAUUGACGGCCCAACUCCAUCGCAGCCUGAUUUCAAAUUGGCAUACACAGCCCAGUGGUUCAGGGCCUCUUGCUAUGCAUAGCAAGAAUGCCUGCUAAUCCCACUAAAGCUCUGAGGUCGGGGUUGGGUAGGGGGGUGUGCUCAGCAGAGCCCAUUCAGGAGGGUACAUUGAGAGCAUGCAGUCCAAGCUGCAGCCCUCUUUCAAGACCUGCCCUGCCUCCACGGGAUCAAUAUGGAGCUUACAAGCCUUGGAAGGCUGGUUUCUGUUUUCUUUCCCAGCUCCAUGAGGCAUACGUGGGAAACCCAGAUGCUGCUCAAGGGCAUGGAGUCCAGUGGGAGCUGUCUGGUGGCCUGCAGAUUGUGAAAGCCAGCUUUGCCACACGUUUCACAUAAAACCUGAUUACUGGGUGUCCACUGUGUGCCCAGCACUGUGGUGGGGGGAAUGGUUGUCACUCUCUUUCAGUCUGGUUGGUAACAAGAAUAGUAAUUGUCAAUGGUAACAACAAUAGUACUCACUCCUGUUUGUCAGGUACCUACUGAGAGGUGCCUGUGACUCGCAUGCCCUCAUUUAAAACUCCCUGAAGUCCUGCAAAAUGGGUGUUAUUCUUCCCAUCUCACAGGCGAGGGCCCCGAGACUUCAGAAGUUAACUCAGCUGUGCUCCAGCUCCACAGCUAAGAGGUGGUGGAGGCUGAGUUGCAGCCCAGGUUUGUGUGGCCAUAAAGCCCUUCCUUUUUGCACGACAGAGGUGCUGCAGUGUGUCUUGAUCCACUCUAUGGAUACUUGGGGAAGGGCUGACCCGAUGGCUGAUCUGGGCACAGGGAACCUCUAUGUGGAAAUGAGAGGUCCUGAGAAGGGCUGGGGUGGUCAGGAGGGCUUCCAGGAGGUGGUGGCCCAUCAGUUGGGGUUUGUCAUGUAAGUAUGGUCAUUAAGCUCCUUAGGGAGCUUGCAAUGAGGCUGAGCAGAAAAAACUCACACACUUUGGAAAUCCCUUGGUUCCAUAUUCAUUCUCCAAACAAUUAUUAAGUGCCUACAUCUACACUGAACGCAGUGCCGGGCCCUGGGGUACAAAAUGUCCUGAGAUAAGGCCCAGUCCCACAUGAACUCUGUAAAAGACAGGAGCCAGACCAGGGCCCAGGGCAGGGGAUAUGCCACCCAGAACAGGGAGCCGACAUCACUCCAGAGAGCCACUGAGCCCAGGGUAAAGCCAGGAGAGGAGAAACAAAGCGGUGCAGAUGCCUCCAGCUCUUUGGAGGGGACCAGGAGGAGGCCAUUCUGGCAGGGAGGGAAACACAAUCACAGUCCUGGAGGUGAGCUUGCCUCGGGGAAGGGUUUUCUGGAGACUUUCUCUCUACACGUGUGUUGGGCUGUGUGCAUUGGUGUGCAUAUGGCAUGCACAUACAUGGAGGGAGAUGUGACUUAUGUGUGUGACAGGAGGGAUGUAUUGUGGGAAGGAUAUUUGUGUGUGGGAUGGAGUGUGUGUGUGUGUGUGUGUGUGGUGUGCUGUACCUAUGGGGACACAACAGUGUCAAUUGCAAUGGUUGUGUAUCUGGCUCAGAACACUCUUGGGGGUGUUUGAGCCCUUCUUGCCUCUCAGUAGAAAGAUAGAAGAGCUUUAUGCCAUUGAUUGGUUCUGCUUUUCCCAACUCCCUGCCUCCAACACACAUAAUAAACUUCAUGGCUGACUCUC
Molecule: messenger RNA, 12239 nt
Organism: Pan troglodytes (chimpanzee)
Lineage: Eukaryota; Metazoa; Chordata; Mammalia; Primates; Hominidae
Gene: C1QL2
Product: complement C1q like 2
Exons: 2
Coding region: 1150-2013 (287 amino acids)
Molecular function (GO): protein binding
Source: RefSeq, a predicted model, not a curated record